GUCAGUUGUCAGUGUAUAUUAAAUAAAUACACAAUAUAAUUUUUGAUCAAACCUAUGGAUUUUUGUUGAGCUAUACAUAUUCUUGUUUGAUAAUUUUAAAUAACUUAAGUUGUGAAGUCCAAACUUUGUAUUAAAGUAAAAUGACGAGACAUGCUAGAAAUUGUACAGCAGGUGCAGUAUAUACAUAUCACGAAAAAAAGAAAGAUGCUGCAGCUUCGGGCUAUGGAACGCAGAGUGAACGAGUUGGAAAGGAUUCAGUAAAGAGCUUUGAUUGCUGUAGUCUCACAUUGCAGCCUUGUAGAAAUCCAGUCAUUACAAAAGACGGAUUUUUAUUUGACAAAGAAGCUAUCCUGGAAUACAUAAUUACAAAGAAAACUGAAUACACACGCAAGUUAAAAAACUAUGAAAAGCAAUUAAAAAAGGAAGAUGAAGAAAAAAAGGAACUGGCAGAAGCCGAAAGAGAAGCAAAUUUAAUAAAAUUUAUGAAUAGAGAAAAAAACAUUACAAAUGGAACAAAAUCAGAUGCAUCUCAUCAAUCAAGCUCUAUAUCGAACCUUGCUAAUGGAAAACAUAAACACUUGCCUAGUUUUUGGAUACCCUCACAGUUACCAGAUGCUAAAAUUUCUAAAUUACAAAAACCAGAUCCUACGGUUUAUUGUCCUCUAAGUAGUAAACCUUUAAAAAUGAAGGAUCUUAUUGAAGUUAAGUGGACCUUAGUAAAGGAUCCAGACGACAAAAAAUCUUUGAUAGCAAAAGAGAACAGGUACAUGUGUCCAAUCACUCAUGAUAUACUGAGUAAUGCUGUGCCAUGUGCUGUAAUCAGAACUACAGGUCAUGUUGUUACCAUGGAGUGUGUUGAGAAAAUUAUAAAGAAAGAUUGGCUCCACCCACUCACAGGUGAUAAAUUGAAGGAAAAAGAUAUUAUUCCACUGCAAAGAGGAGGUACAGGCUAUGCACUAACCAAUGACAAUCUUGAGGCAAAGAAUGAAAGGCCUGUAUUACAGGCUUAAAGUUUUAUGAUGCAAGUAAAUUUUGUAUUGUCUACUGUCUUCAAAAUCUUAGAUUCUUUUUAAUAAAGAUUUUAGAUGUUAGUAAGAACAGUUUGUUUAAACAAAGAUACAUACUCUAUUAUAUUAUUAAAACAUCAUUUAUAAAGAUAAUCUAAAUUGCAAUGAUCAUUGAUUCACAUAGAAAGUUAAUAUGUGUGUAAUACUUCUAAUACAAAUACUGUUUUUGUUAAAUCCACUCUGAUUUGAUGUAUUACAGUAUAAAAUGCAUGUAGCUAUAGCGACUGGAUGUAAAGCCACAUUUGGUAAUAGCAACUGUCAAUCAGUUUCAAUUAAUCAUUUGUAACAAAUUCCAAUAAAUCCCAUGCAAAUGAUAAAAUAUGUAAGAACAUAGUUAAUGACAUUCUUAGUUAUCAAACAAACACAGAUGGUCAACAAAUGUGUAGACCUAUACCUUUUUUUACAGCUAUUAGCUAAGUAGACAAGUAAUCAUUUAUAUGAGUUAAAUUUAUGGUUCAAGUGCAAAGUGAUAUUCUGAAUAAAAACUGUGUUUCUACUCGCUA
Molecule: messenger RNA, 1570 nt
Organism: Pieris rapae (cabbage white)
Lineage: Eukaryota; Metazoa; Arthropoda; Insecta; Lepidoptera; Pieridae
Product: nitric oxide synthase-interacting protein homolog
Exons: 3
Coding region: 141-1010 (289 amino acids)
Biological process (GO): protein ubiquitination
Cellular component (GO): nucleus
Molecular function (GO): ubiquitin protein ligase activity
Source: RefSeq, a predicted model, not a curated record